UUCCAGGGCAGGGCUGGGUCUUUCUCGUCCGUCUUAAGCCAGCGAUUAAAGUCCCACCGUCAGCCCCGGGCAGCAGCCGCAGCCCCCGCAUCCCUUCCAGCUCUCCCCACGAUGUUGGCUCUGUGGUUCGCCCCGUCUUGCCUGCUCCUGCUGACCUGUUACUGCGGCGCAUCCCUCGGCUUGCUGGACGCCGCGGCCCCCGCCGGCUGCCCGCCCUGCGUACCGACUGGGUGCCCCGCGCUGCCGGCCCGGGGCUGCCCGCUGGGCAAGGUGCGCGACGGCUGCGGCUGCUGCUGGCAGUGCGCACGCGGCGAGGGCGAAGCGUGCGGCGUCGGAGUCUCGGCAGGGACCGCCGUCGGGUGGGGACGCUGCGCGGCCGGGCUGGAGUGCCGCCGUCGGCGCCAAGGCCAGGCUGGCGUGUGCGUCUGCAAGAGCCGCUACCCGGUUUGUGGCAGCGACGGCCUAACCUACCCCAGCGCGUGUCAGCUGCGGGCGGCCAGCUUGCGCGCCGAGAGCCGUGGGGAGCGCCCCGUCGGGCAGCGCAACAAGGGGCCCUGUGAGCAAGGACCAUCCAUUGUGACACCCCCAAAAGACAUCUGGAACGUCACCAGGGCCCAGGUUUUCCUGAGUUGUGAGGUCAUUGGAGUUCCAACCCCAGUACUUACCUGGAACAAGAUAAUAAAGGGACAAUAUGGCGUCCAAAGAAUGGAACUUCUUCCAGGAGAUCGGGACAAUUUAGCCAUCCAGACUCGUGGUGGUCCUGAGAAACAUGAAGUGACUGGUUGGGUAUUGAUAUCCCCUUUGACCAAAGACGAUGCUGGAGAAUAUGAGUGCCAUGCACUGAACUCAAAAGGAGAGGCUACAGCUUCUUCAAGAAUUACUGUAGUUAAUUCUUUACAUGAAAUACCUACAAAAAAAGGAGAUAGUGCUGAACUGUGAAAAGUGAAGAUUAUAUACUGCAUAUGAAGAGGUAGAGGGUCUCUCAUCCAUGCCAAGUAUAUGUUAAUCGUCCAGAAAACUGACCCCUCUAGUUACUCAUUCCUUGUAUAAUUUUUGCUAAAGUAAUAAAAUAUUUUACAAGUGAA
Rhineura floridana is the source of this 1085-nucleotide messenger RNA. RefSeq names its product insulin like growth factor binding protein 7 (gene IGFBP7). Bases 112 to 939 code for a protein of 275 amino acids. Gene Ontology annotation, cellular component: extracellular region. Gene Ontology annotation, molecular function: insulin-like growth factor binding. The record is from RefSeq and is a predicted model, not a curated record. The transcript is spliced from 5 exons. Gene Ontology annotation, biological process: regulation of cell growth; regulation of signal transduction. NCBI's taxonomy places the organism in Eukaryota, Metazoa, Chordata, Lepidosauria, Squamata, Rhineuridae.